Molecule: messenger RNA, 1288 nt
Organism: Planococcus citri (citrus mealybug)
Lineage: Eukaryota; Metazoa; Arthropoda; Insecta; Hemiptera; Pseudococcidae
Exons: 2
Coding region: 123-761 (212 amino acids)
Source: RefSeq, a predicted model, not a curated record
AUGAAAUUCAUUAAUUGUGAUAAAUAAGUAGAACAUAAACAUUGGCAGACGAUAGUUGAUUAAUUUCGCAAAUUAACAUGCGUAAUUGAUAAUAACUUCACGUCUAGAAUCCGCCGAAUGUGAUGUGGACUGCGGAAAUACAAGAUGGUAAUAUAACCGUGAGCUCAACAACCACAGGUACAUCCAGCACGAGCAAAAGACCUCUAGAAUUAUCCAUUAACGAUACCAGGGACGUAAAUCCCACCACACACACAUCUACCUCACAAUGCUCCGGUGACAAACGUCAAAAAACCACCAUCCCCUGCGAACAACAUGAACAAAAACAACAUGCCAAGAAAGAUCACCAUAUGAAAGAAGUCAUACGUAAAUGGCAACUUGAUAAUUUGGCGAAAUGUGUUUUCGACAACACCGUCAACAUGGUGUUGGAUGGUUUACCCGAAGAAGCUACCACUGUCAGGCAAGAAACACUUAAUAUGGCCAAUAAUUACAAUAUCGAAGAUGAAGCUGUUCUGAUGGCUAUCGAAGAGCAUGGAUUACGUCAACAGGCACAAUCUGAUGAUUCUCCAUUGUCAUCGUCUUCUACAGAAGACUCUUCUUGUUGUUCGAGUUCGGCUGACUUUUACCAGCAUACCAAUUCUACUACCAUUGAUACCUAUUUUCAUGGUCCAGAUAAUCAGGAAUUUAAUUUCGAAAAUAAUUUCCUAGUUACCGCUGUAUCAGCGGCCAUUGAAGAGAAGGGUCUUAGCAUCUAUAAUGUUUGAAAAUUUUGUACAUUUGUCUAUUCAGGUAGAUUAUAGGUAUGCCACCGAUUCUCAAACGUGCUAUAGCUUUAAAAUGUAAAAUGUAUCGAGUGUUCUCUUUUUAUUCCUAUUAAAUAUGCUUUUUAGUUGUUAAAUAUUACUUUUUUUUUUACGUACAACUUAUUGCCAUUUUACUCACCUCUGUCGUUCGUUUUUUCUUUUUUAUUUGCAAGUAUAUUUAUUUUAUUUUUUUUUUUAAAUAUUUCGCUUAAUUUCAAUACUUUUCCUCUUUUGAAACCAAAUUCCAUAUUUGAAAAAAAAAAUCUUAUACAACUUUUGUUGUAGAACUGGAUGAUUCUUCUGUUUAUAUUAUUUUCAAUACUGAUUGGAAAAUCCUCCUUAUAAGAAUUGUCCAGCCUUAUGUGAUUUUCAUUUUGUUAUUAGCGUGCUAUUUUUUUUUUCUUUUUCAGUUAUAGUUUUAAUAUUUUUAUAAAAAAUAUUUAAAAUGUGUAAUAUAUAUUAAUAAUAAAUAAUGUAAUCAACUAACA